This is a messenger RNA of Lytechinus pictus (painted urchin), 3405 nucleotides long. RefSeq lists its product as uncharacterized. NCBI's taxonomy places the organism in Eukaryota, Metazoa, Echinodermata, Echinoidea, Temnopleuroida, Toxopneustidae. The record is from RefSeq and is a predicted model, not a curated record. The coding region runs from base 256 to 1164 and encodes 302 amino acids. The transcript has 7 exons.
AUUAGCAACCGGCUUGAUCAAGAUUCCGCUUUGAUAUUUGAUUAGUUCAUGUUGACAAAAAAAAAUUGCUCUAUUCAUCGCGAGGCGUCUCUGGCUCAUCGGGAUGUCAUUCACACACGGGGUCCGAGCGAGCGAUUGAACGAAGAAGCUUAACCCGAUCAACUCUUGAUGCGGAGAACAGUCCAGUCAAAAAACUUUUAAGCCGCGUCGGAAAGUUGCUCCCGGUCUUAUGGUCAGAUGGUAGGAGAUUGAUAUAUGGGAAUUUCCUUUGACAGACAAGAGUUCAUCGUGGAACUUCCAAAGAGGCAGUUGUGCUUCAUCAUGAAUGAUUUGCGAUGUGGAUGCAUAUCUCUGCAUGGAGCCUUCUUAUUUGCAGUAUUCGCAGUAGCCCUGUGUCGAGCUGGUGAACAAAGUGGGUCAUAUUCUUCCAGCAAAUCUCCAUCCAUUACAGAAGGAGUCGAUAAUCCCUUCCCUCAUCCGUCUUCACCUUCACCUCGCCUUUCAAUUCUAACAGAGUCCUCCAUCACAGAAGAUAUUCAGGGUAAAACAAGGAAACCGAGGUGUAUAUAUGAUAACGGAGCAAUACGAAUUUUAUUAGAAGAACUUAUAUUGGAAUUAUUCAGAGAUUUGGACGACAUGAACAUAGACCUCAAUAGCAGUCAAAAAUACGUCCUCAGAAGAAGAUUACGUGGUUUUUAUCACAAAGCAACUAAGCACCCUGCAGUUCAUGAAAAAAAAAUCGCCUUUUCGUCAACAAAACCUACACAUUAUCACGGUGAUGAAGAAAAGUUAAAACGGGAUUCACCUACCGAUCUGAGGCCGCUAUCGAAUGAGAUAAUGAGUAAACGAAGCGGGCAGAUUUACGAAAGUUGUGAAACUGUUGCUGAUUGGGACAUAGUCGACCAUGGAAGAGUAAAAAAUGAAACGGUUGUCGAGCUGUUUCCCAAAUCAUGGUUCUUUAUCAGGAAAUGUGUAUCAAAGGGAAGAACGUGCAAUAUUGGAAAUGAAAAUUUGUCAUCUUUAGUGAGUAAUACGAUGUGCUUAGAACAAUCGACCUGGGUUCCUGCCUAUGUUAGACAAAAGGGCUACUCCUAUUACGAAUGGGAAUUUAUUCAGGUUCCGUCGUGUUGUAGCUGUGCCGUAUACGUUGCCAACUUCCUCUAACUUCCUCUAGAAUACAUAUUUUUAGAGAGCAUUUAUUUUACUAUGAGUGCCGUGCCUCGAUCGCAACCCGACGUGCAUUCCCGUCUGUAUGAUCUGCAGCAGAUUUUGUAUAAAAUCAUUGCGGCGUAAGCACGGGUCGGUGCUUUUUCAAGAACUCGGAGCCAGUAGCUGCGGAAACGAGGAUGGGGGAGGUGGGCUUGAGUACCCUCCACUUUUUUCCUAAACCUUGUACAAAAACGUUUAAAAAAUGCCAUCUGAUUCCGCGGCCCCUGGGAGGAGUACGAAUAGCACGAAGAGUGGUUAUUGGGCAUGUGGAAGUCACGCUGCGCGUGACUACAUAAUCACGCAAAAAAUACGUGAUACGCACGACAACCGUAUAGCCUCUGCACCUGCUUCUGACCUCGAACUCACAAUCAAAUAGAGGGCGUCUUAUUAACUUCAUGGUUAAGAUUGGAGCCGUGGCAUUUACCAGGUCGGUGGCACGUCGGCUGUGCCUUACAACUGUAGCGCCCAACGUUCGACUCGAGAUGUCUCAAAUAAAAAUGGUCCGUGUUAACUAGCAACCACAGAGGAGACCCAUAGUGUAUGGCUUUGAUUUGAUUACGACAACGCUAGACGCAUGGAUCGCAGAAAUGUGUUCAGUAUAACGCAGGCUGUGAUGCGCGUGAGAGCGAACUCAGCCAGGACACGCAAGACGGAUUACGAUAGUAUCGCCCCAAAGACGUAUCUGCGACAACACAACUUGUCUACUCUCUCACCUACAUAUUUCAGUACUUGGGGACGUCUCCUUUUGAUGUGUUAAUCAAUUUGCUUGGAUUUCGCGGUGACGGAAGUCUGGGACGCCUCCUGUAGCUGCAUUCUCCUUUGAAACUGACGGAGACGUCGGAGAGACAUCUCAACAUGCUUAAGUGCGUCUCGGAAACUGGAAGCAGUCUCCGAAACCCGACCUUGAAGAAGUUUCCUCUAACUAUUUUCAAAGUUCGUUCGUUUCAUGAGACGCUUCGAGGACGUUUGCAGAGACGUAUCUAGAACUUGCAAAAUCUAGAUUUGCAAGGAGGUUUCAAAUCCAGUUAGAUCUCUCUCUUUUUCUUUAGAAGACACUUGUUAUUGACACAACCACUUUACUACUAAUUCAAAUUGUAUGCAUCUCUUUGUAGGAAAUGUUGUAUCUGAGAACCCAAUGCUUGCCUAGGGUUUGUGAGACAUAGCAAUAUGUGACGAAUGCUAUUCAAUUCUUUAGUACCCAAAAUGAAUGAAUGAAUGAAUAAACAAAUAAACAAAGAUCCACUUCGAAAAUAGUUUUCCCAGAAUAUAAACAUCCAUAAUUUCAAAUCACUUAUUCGCCAUUUAAAGAACCUACGUUCAUUUCCAAAUGAAAUGUAGGUCCCAAAAUAAACAACAGGAUCGUUGAGAAAAAGCAAAUUAGUAAUGAAUUUGAUAUUCUUUGCCACGUCCCUUUACGCUUGAUUGGCGAUUAAACCUUGGUUUUCUGCAACAUUUCAUUUAACCAUUUACCUAACUCUUUGUGAAACACCUCCAGGUCUACUAUAUUAUAUGUUGCUAUGGCUGGCAAACAUCGAGUAUUCUUUGAGACUACCAGUAACCUUUGUUUCAAAAUGAUGCAUGCAUACAAAAUAUUAUCUUACAAAUAAUGUUGAUGGAAUUUAAUUAUCAUUCUCUGUGAGUGUAUGCGUGUAUUUUCUUUAAUGAGUUUUUUAUUAAAUGUAUGAUAUAACAAAUUAAUUUAUUUAUUCGUAUUAUAAACAAGGAGCUCAAAGGCUUAUUCAGCCAAUGGAUGUUUUUUCGAAGCAUCAUAUUUUUUUCGAUUUUCAUGUAAAUAUUCCUCGCUUUUGAAAAUAGAAACCAAAGAUUUAUGGACGUAAGUUCUUUUCACACGGGACACGGGAGACGUCAAAACUGACGGCGACACACGUGAAAUAAAAAUGGAUUAUUUUCUAUUUGAAAAUAACAUUUUUUGGUUUGAAGAUCCGAGAGCUGUGCCUAAAGUUUUCGAACGAAUUUUAUGGUCCAAUACAUGUUUAAAACUGUGAUUGUUUGAUGGUUCAUUUAUGGUAACGUCUGGAACAGUUAUAUGACUAGAUCUGUGUCCUAGGGCAUAAGUGUUGAUUAUAUAGUUCAUCAUAUUGGCGGCGGGGGGAGACCACCAAAAAAAUUUGACAAGCAAAAAAAAAAAAGGUUAUCAACCAAAAUUUUAGGGGGGACCAACAAAAAAUUUUGACA